UCACAUGCCAUCACAAUUAGUGACAUAGGGCCGGAGUCUUUUGAUCCAUUGAUAUGCUUCCCCACUCAUCACCUCUCUCGACCUCUCCAUACAACGCUUUGCACAGAGUCUUAGGAUUGCAAACAGAAACUAAGAACUGCUCGACAGGGCUUAUAGUCUAUUGCCAAUUGAUAGCUCAUAAGCCCAAUAUGUAAUGAGGCAUCAGUAUCUCAGACAUGGCUAAACUUACUGUGUACAUCCAACUUAAUCGGGAAUGUAGACUGUGGCGGUGCAGGUGUGGCUAGUGAUCCGCUCGGAGCCAGCAACUCCAGAUUUUUGGCCAUCCGAGUUCCCACCACGCAUCGGGAGCCGCGUCCAACCACGACCCGACUCGACAAUCCGGCAUGGCCUCCCCCGUCAACCUCCUUCGGCUGUGUCUCCGGCCUAGCCGGAGGCUACCAAACCUCCGGGCUUCCGCUGUUCCGCAAUUGACUCAUCGGCGGCCAUUAUCGACGACACAAUGGCGAUCCGCCAGCACGCCAACAGAGGACGACGCCUCCGCAAAGGAGGCCGAAGACGAGUUGGAAAAGGUAUUCAAGAACCCCGGCGAGUUCCUAAAUGCUUUCAUCCGCGAUGAGAGCGUCAGCGACGAAGAGCGACGGCUGGCCCAGCGCAUGCUGGAGGAUUGGAGCAAGGUGCCGCUCCCCGAGAAGCAAAACAUCGAGAAGCUUGCGCAAGAAGUCAACGAGGAGUCUGCGCAGCUUCGCAGGCCAAUAAUGCCCAAGAAGGAUAGCUUCUGGCAUGUGGAGGAAACCGACCAGGACUUGAUCACGGACGAGGUUGGCGAGGACGAUUUUGAGGAGGACGAUAUCAUGGCCAUGGGUCACGCCAAGCUCGAGGAGCAUCGCGAAUUCCGAGAAUACGCGCGCAUCGCUGUCUGGGAGAUGCCGCUUCUCUCGAAACUCGCCAAGCCGUUCCAGCCGCCCGCCGAAGACGAGGUCCUCCGGUUCCGAUACACAACCUACAUGGGCGAGUUCCACCCCGCCGACAGGAAGGUCGUAGUGGAGUUCUGCCCCAAGGACUUGCCCGGCCUCAGCGAGGCUCAGCAGCUGAAGCUCAAGAAGCUUGCCGGGUCCAGGUACAACCCGGAGAAGGACAUCAUCAAGAUGAGCUGCGAGCGAUUCGAGCACCAGGCCCAGAACAAGCGAUACUUAGGGGACCUCGUGAACAAGAUGAUCGAGGCCGCAAAGGACCCCACCGACAUGUUUGAGGACAUUCCCCUUGAUACUCGCCACCACAAAUUCAAGCCCCAGAUCAAGUUUCCCAAGAAAUGGUAUCUGACAGAGGAGCGGAGAAAGGAGCUCGAGGAACAGCGGAAACAGGCGCUGCUGCUGGACGAACAGAAGAGGACGGAGGGGACCUUGAUCGAUGGCGUGCAGGCCAUCCAACAGGCCAUGCUUCACGCCAAGCCCGUCGAGGUGGUUCCGGUGUUGAGGAGAGGGCAGCGUGGCCGAAGGUAGGCCUCGGCAAUCAUGCCCGUUGAAACAGGGCGACCUGUCGCCUUCGGCCAGACUAGACGGAAACAUAUGCCUGCCAUGAUCCGGAGGACGGUGGGCUCAUCGGCCACACCUUCCAGCCAUUGUCCUGCCGGAACGGAUUCUCGUCGAGGCGUGGAAUUGGCUGUUGUAUUAUGAGAUUCAAUGUACAUCAACUCAUAGAGGAUUGGGAGAGCUGGGAUCUCGUUGCGUCGCAAUGUAUACUCGUGCUUCGGCUCGUAGACCUCUCGGCAUUGACUGGACAACAGCCUAUCGCAUGUCUCUCAUAAGGGGCUAUCUGUGGUUGCAACUCUGAACUGAGCCUAUGGAGAGAACCCGUUUCGAAGUCAAAGGGGCCACAACAUCGGCCUUUCUUUCGAACGAUAAUUCUUUGCCGCCUGUUGAAGCUGUCGCGAGCCAAGGGCCCUCGGACUUCUGAGCAA
Messenger RNA from Parathielavia appendiculata, 1957 nucleotides. RefSeq names its product mitochondrial ribosomal protein. Gene Ontology annotation, cellular component: mitochondrial small ribosomal subunit. Gene Ontology annotation, molecular function: structural constituent of ribosome. Lineage: Eukaryota; Fungi; Ascomycota; Sordariomycetes; Sordariales; Chaetomiaceae. Bases 384 to 1499 code for a protein of 371 amino acids. The transcript is spliced from 3 exons. The record is from RefSeq and is a predicted model, not a curated record. Gene Ontology annotation, biological process: mitochondrial translation.